Messenger RNA from Diachasma alloeum, 525 nucleotides. RefSeq names its product probable salivary secreted peptide. The record is from RefSeq and is a predicted model, not a curated record. Bases 55 to 429 code for a protein of 124 amino acids. The transcript has a single exon. NCBI's taxonomy places the organism in Eukaryota, Metazoa, Arthropoda, Insecta, Hymenoptera, Braconidae.
UUGUCUCACAGUUAGUAUUGUACAAUCAGGGGUGUGACUAUUGAGUUAUCAAGAAUGUAUUCAAAGUGUGCCUUCUUUUUAGUCAUACUGGUGACUGUGGUUUUCACAAAUUAUUCACCAUCAUACGCAUACAGUCAAAGUCAUCACUUGUUCGUUGGCAGAAGACUCCCAGGUGAUUCUCUAACGUAUCAGGAGAAUAUUGUCAAGUCAUCAAAACUGUGGCAGAUUGUCACUGUGCAAAAGACGUUCUAUGCCGCAAGGAAUGAAAGAAUUACUCAGGUUGUCGCUCUAGAUCAGAAGAUCAAUGGAAAUGGAGCCUACGCAAGAAUCCUCAAAGGUGGACCUGACCAGAAUAAUGUUACCAUCAAAUUCAAGAGUCAACGGGGCCACGGUAUCAAUUUUAUCGUUCAGCUCUACUCCAGGCCUUGAAUUUCUAAAAGUCCAAUGGUAUUAUCACGAAUGAAAAAUAAACAUUUACCAUUUCUUUGACCUAAUUUGAAUAAAGUUUACUUUGCUACAACCAAA